Messenger RNA from Acipenser ruthenus (sterlet), 1819 nucleotides. RefSeq names its product olfactomedin. The record is from RefSeq and is a predicted model, not a curated record. Lineage: Eukaryota; Metazoa; Chordata; Actinopteri; Acipenseriformes; Acipenseridae. Bases 11 to 1375 code for a protein of 454 amino acids. The transcript has 5 exons. Gene Ontology annotation, biological process: signal transduction.
UUCAUCAGACAUGGUUUGGGCUCUGCUUCUCCUGGUCAGCCAGCUGCCUCUUGCAGCGUCCAGUCCACAGCGUGUCACAGGGGAGUUGCGGAAGGAUGCGUGCGUGUGCCAGAUUAACUUCAGCGCUUGGGAUUUUCCAGUGCAGGAAUUUGAAGAGCUGCUGGGCCUGUUUCAGCAAUGCAGUGAGUCUCUGGAUGAACUGAAGACACAGACAAACUUGACCCAUAUCAAGAUGCCCCUGUUUUCAGCGGCCAUCAAGAACAUUACAGAGCACCUGAGUCAAUUUGAAUAUAUCAACAACCGAGGCCUGUACAACCCACUCAACUUCAGACUCCUGGACUACGAGAUGGGUGACCUGGGGACACAGAUUGCAGAUGCACACAAGAAGCAGGCCCUCGAUACUUCCACAGCACAGGAUCUGAAUGAUGAGCUGAGCUCCAUCAGGCUCAAAGUGCAGAACAUGCAGAAAUAUGACAAGUUUAACUUGCUGGCCUUAAGAGAGCACAUCAGAAAACUAAAGAAUCGACUGGAGUCGUGCCGCACCUACGACAAGACACAGCUGGAUCAAUGCUCCAAAGUUUUGCUAUCCAACAUCAGCUCUCCAGUUGUCACCCAGCUUAACCCUUAUGGUACAUCAUACCCCUUUGGUGCCUGGGGAAAGGAAAGUAGGCAUGGUAGCCCUGAAUUGUACUGGGUUCAAUCUCUGCAGAGUAGUAAUACGUAUGGCAUCACUCUGCGAACAUACUCCUCUUUUGAAGACUUUGUGAUGUCAAAGAACCACAAAGACAUCUCAGUGACGUCUUCCUACACCACUACCUAUUCCAUCCAAGGACCUGGUACAGUCUUAUACAACGAGUCCCUCUACUACAACUGCUACAAGUCCCCCAACGUCUGCAAAUUUGAUUUGAAAACCAAGACCUUCCAGCACAUUGCUUUGCAAGAUGCAGGACACGAUAAUAAAUUCCCCUACUGCUACUACUCCUGCUAUGGCACCACCGAUAUCGACCUAUCUGUCGAUGAGACAGGCCUCUGGGCUAUCUAUGCCACGGAGGAAAACUAUGGCAACAUAGUGAUUAGCAAGCUUGAUUCCUCCACCCUGGCCGUGGUGCAAACCUGGAAGACAAAACUUUUCAAGAAGUCAGUCUCUAAUGCCUUCAUGGUGUGUGGCGUACUCUAUGCCACACGCUACUUGAGCCCUAAGCAAGAGGAGGUUUUUUACGCCUUUGACACAGUCACUGGCCAUGACACAAAUACCCUGAGUGUCCCUUUUGAGAAGAUCUCAUCAGACAUACAGAAUCUCCACUACAACCCCACUGACCAGCGACUCUACCUUUUCAAUUAUGCAUAUAUGUUGGCCUAUGAACUUACAUUCUGAUAAGGAAAGCCUCAUAAGUUUGCUUCCAUAUAAUUGCAUUUGCUGUAGUCUCCUAAUUAUAAAUAACAUGCUAAAAUCGCAUUUACUGUACUGUGUAAUUGUCCAUUUAUAAAAGUUAUAACAUUUUACAAUAUGGGUAACCAUUGUUUCCAAGCAUUCAAUUGUCUGGUACUUUGCAAAUUCUGAAUUGAGAGAAGUGUGUCAGCUUUUUAUACUGUGAGCUGUAGAAGGCUGAAACAUGCCAAAAACUGCCAUAUUGUGUAUUCUGCUUUUUAUAUUUUAUAUAGAUUCAUACGGUCUGUAUCUUAAAUAUAAUAAAAUAUAUGGAGAAUUAAACCUUAUACAUGCAUAAACUUUAUGUAAUUACUAAACUGAGAAUGUACGAAACAAUGAUAAUACAUAAAACUAACAUUUGUAUUAUUAUUAUUUGAAUAAACACGUCAG